UUAUCGAUAAAGCAAGUCAAGUUGCCGAGGUACCCCAGCUUUCACCACCAACACCCCAACAAGCAGUCCACAACCACCACAAUGCCCUCACAGCAGCUCUUGCAUAUUCCCACCCUUUCCAAUCGAUAUGGCUUCAUCCCAUAAACCGCCGAAAGCGAUUCUCUUCGAUAUUGGCGGUGUAGUUGUUAUAAGCCCCUUCCAAGCCAUCCUCGACUAUGAAACCGAAAAUAAAAUCCCGAUUGGCUACAUCAACUACGCGAUCCAAGCCGGGCCGCACGACACAGGCGCAUGGCAACUCAUCGAGCGCGGCGACGUAGAGCUAAACGACGACUGGUUCGCCGCGUUCCGCACCCAGCUCUCCAACCCUCAAGUCUGGGGCGCGUAUCUGCGCAAAGUCGCCGCGCAAGGGGAGCUGGGCGGCGGCCAAGUCGUUGACGGCGGCGGAUUACCCCCAGUCCCGGAUAUCAACGCCAAAACGCUGUUCUGGCGCAUGAUGCGCAUCAGCCGCGCCCCGGAUCCGUAUAUGUACCCUGCACUGCGCAAACUGCAGGAAAGUGGGAAGUUCGUGCUUGGCGCGCUGAGCAAUACGGUCGCGUUCCCCACCGAUAUCCUCGACGACGAGGGUGUCCUGUUCACCAAAGCGCUACGUCAUGCGCCUGCGCCGAACCCCUACGCGCAAGACUCGACGGAUAUCACAACGUGUUUUGACAUCUUCAUCAGCUCUGCGCAUGUGGGGUUGAGGAAACCGGACCCGGCUGCGUAUGAGCUCGCGGUUAGGGAGAUGGAUAAGAUCUCUCGCGCAAAGGGAUUGGGUGGGGUUACGGCUGAGGAGACGCUGUUUUUGGAUGAUAUUGGGGUUAAUUUGAAGUUUGCGAGACUUUCGGGGUUGAGAACUAUCAAGGUGGGGUUGGGGAGGACGAAGGAGGCGGUUAGCGAAUUGGAAGCGGAGGUGGGGAUGGCGUUGUUAGGGGAUCGGGCGAAGCUGUGAGGGUUGAACAUUAUGACUGACGUUUGUUGCAGGGUGGUACUGACAUUCCGCUACAAGGCACUGGAUGGCAUCUCGUCUUUCGAAAAGAACAUUUCUCAGACGGUGGAUAACUACAUCUUUCUUCAAUACAUCACACCACAAUAGCCAAUCGAAUACAUUCCGCAUCCCCUCC
This is a messenger RNA of Dothidotthia symphoricarpi CBS 119687, 1160 nucleotides long. RefSeq names its product HAD-like protein. NCBI's taxonomy places the organism in Eukaryota, Fungi, Ascomycota, Dothideomycetes, Pleosporales, Dothidotthiaceae. The coding region runs from base 128 to 988 and encodes 286 amino acids. The record is from RefSeq and is a predicted model, not a curated record. The transcript is spliced from 2 exons.